Messenger RNA from Morchella sextelata, 4938 nucleotides. RefSeq lists its product as uncharacterized. NCBI's taxonomy places the organism in Eukaryota, Fungi, Ascomycota, Pezizomycetes, Pezizales, Morchellaceae. The transcript is spliced from 11 exons. Gene Ontology annotation, molecular function: protein binding. The record is from RefSeq and is a predicted model, not a curated record. The coding region runs from base 1 to 4938 and encodes 1645 amino acids.
AUGGAACCCAUUUCCUUUACCAUCGGCACGGCUAUCGGCCUAGCUGGCCUAUACAGCGUGUGCCUGCAAGCGAUGGAGCAAGUCAGCGACGGGAAGAACUUCGCCGAGGAUUCACAAAUGCUAUACGCCCUCCCUGAAACUGAGAGAUACCUUUUCCAGGUAUGGGGCAAGAGAGUCGGUAUUGAGAAACAGUCGGACUUUCAUCGAUGUCUAGACCCAAAAUCGCCCAAAUACCCGAGGGUUCGGGGUAUCCUUAAAAGUCUUGAGACAAUCCUGAGUAAUGGGGACGGUCUUUUUAAGAAGUAUGGACUGGUCAGCAAGGAGCAUAUAUCGAUCGGGCGGAAGUAUGUGUGGGCGGUAAGUGAUAAAAAGAAGUUCGAUCACUUGGUGAAGGACAUUGGUGCACUGGUCGAAAAGCUAUCCACUGUAGCCUCCCUUGAGGACGACCCCCAAUUUAAUCCGGCUGAGAUAAAUCAGAGCCUUGCUAAUUUGACAGCCGCUCUCAGCGAAGCGGAUCGUGAAAGGGCGGAAGAAACGAUCGAGCAGCAGAAACACCGCUUGAAGGUGGAGAACUUAUUGAAAAAGAAUGAUAAGGCCUUGAAGUGGAUUGGCGCAAUCUCGACGGAAAAAGAGUACGAUGAAGCGAAGCGGGAGAGGUCGCCUGGGACCUGCGACUGGAUCUUCUCGAACACAAAAUUCACGAGUUGGCUGUGUCCUGAAAGCGGCAUCAACACAUCAAAUAUCUUAUGGAUACACGGUGGGGCCGGGAUGGGCAAGACAUUUAUAUCCGCAAGGAUCACCGAGUAUUUACAACAUGAGUUUUCCCGCCCAACGGCCUUCUUUUUUUGCACUCAUUCAAAUGCCGAGAAGAACCAGACAAUAUCAAUAAUUCGGUCCUGGAUUUUCCAGUUAGCCAAGCAAAGUCCUCAAGCCCUUGAAAUCGUCCGCAAGGUCGAAUCCUUCCACACUGAGGCGGUUACCACUGUCCUAUGGGAAACCUUUGAGGCAGUAUUAAAGAAUAUAAACUCUUAUCUUGUUUUGGAUGGGCUUGAUGAAUGUCUUGACUUCGACCCUACCUCAAGGAGUCGAAGGAGUGGUGAGAUGAAGAUCUUUAUCGAAAGAUUGACUAAUUCAAUACCCUCAACUGGUGUGAAGCUUCUCAUAAUGAGCCGUGACGUGGUUGCCAUAAGGUCAAUGCUCGAACCGUUGCGGAGUUUAAACCCUCGCGUUGCCACCACGGCGGCAUUUGAAGAAUAUCAAAUCAAUAGCGAAGAUAACGAGGCUGAUAUUAAAUCUUUUGCGGGUAAUCUCUCUGAGACUCUUGGGUUCCGCGACAAGGAUAAAGAGGCAAUAUGUGACAAACUAUCCGAGCGCUGUGGGGGAAUGUUUCUAUGGGCCCGACUUGGCGGCGAAAGGUUGCAGGCGGGGAUGGGGUCCAAGAGGUUGGAGACGUACCAAGACCAGGCGAUUGCAAUCUUUCGUCUGGUGCUAUUCUCGCUGCAGCCUCUUUCUGUCGAGGAAUUGCUUCAUGCCCUUGAAAUCAACGAUCACCAACAGGAUGUGGAUGGGAAAACAAGAGGCUUUCAGGAGGAGGCCAUUCCUGCCAUCGGCACGCAUGUAGCCGUGAAGUUGGUCGCACUUCUGGAGAACUGCGGUUCACUUCUCGAAAUUCGAAAAACCGAAUCCCUUUCUCAAGGCGAUUGGAAGGUUCAGUUCAUCCAUUUCUCCGCCAAGGAAUACUUACUCAAUCUACAGAGCGAAAGCCUUCUGCAAUUCUCUUUUUCGCACCGGGAGGAGAAUCAUGCUGCUUUGACCAAUACGUGCCUUCUAUACCUGAUAAUAGCAUGUGUAGACUGCGAGCGAAGGGCUCGAUAUUCUUCGCCCCUUGAAAGAGACAAUGAGAUGGAAGUCCACGAACGGAAGUGGGGCUUCUAUAGUUAUGCCCGCCGUCAUUGGGGUAGGCAUUUCCGGCUAUGCGGGAAUGAGGUUCUGCCAAGUUAUGCAAUGCGACGGAAAAUCUUUCUUGAUAGCAGCCCUACUUUUGAUAGCUGGAAAUUGUCUCUGACGUGGAACUCUUCGCCGCUAAGGGGUCUUCGCCAGCGUUCAGACCAAGAAGCGAUAAUUGAGUGGACUGUGGGCUCCGUUGACAAUGUUUCUUCCUGGUAUUCUCGGGUUCUGGUCAGUUGCAUGUGUGGAAUGUUGGAUAUCCUGCGAGAGCUCUUGGCAGAAGCCAAAGAAAGAACACCUCCAGAUGCUUUACCAAUGGCCGUAUAUUGCGGGCAGGCGGCCGUGGUGGAGAUGCUCAUACAAAGAGAUGAUGUUGACGUGAAUUAUCGCCUAAAAGCAGAGGAUACGUUGCUCUUCCGCGCUCAUGAAUCGGGGUGGAAAGAUAUCACCCGGCUGCUGCUUGGACGACCCGAACUACGGGUGAACGAGAACUUCAAUCCGGUUGGCCGGGGCUUUGAAAGUUGGUACAGUUUGCUCGGUGGCCCGCAGCCAGUGUUGUUUUACGCACUGGAUGUGAACGACGAAGCUUUCGUACGCCAGCUACUGGAGAGAGACGAUUUGGACCUCAACUGCAUCGGAACAGAUUCCUCCGGUGAUGAUAUGACACCGCUCAGUUUCACGAUUACCCAGAGAAAGCUACGUCCAUUCAAGCUUUUACUCGCCAGAAAGGGUGUAGAUGUCAACCUUGCACCCGGUGAUAACGGGCGAACGCCGUUACAUAUUGCGCUAGGACAGAGCUUGGGCGAGUUCAUUCAGCUGCUGCUCGCGAGAGACGACAUACUGGUAAACAAAUCCGAUGACAGAGGAAGAACACCACUCGAUAUGGUAGACCGGUGGCCGAAUUCGAAGGAAUUCCAAUGGGUUCGUGUCAAGGGUGGGAAGCGAGCCCGGGAAAUCGCACUCGAAGCAAAAACCAGCACUGGCUCUACUCGAUCUCCCCCCCCGCCCCGCCUCUCAUUCCCGGCCUCCAGUACCCAUAUACAACGAGAUGCCACCAGUGCUCCCGGAGAGGAUGGUCUUUCGUUGAUCGCUGCCGGCGGCUCAAGCCCAGAAGCAUGCGUUACUUAUCAUCAGGAUUCCCUCGCCAACGAGCCGGCUUUACCCGCUCCCCCGCCACACCCUGCAGGUCCUGCAUUCUCGAGAUCCCCAGCAGGUUGCGGACCCGAUCCGCUGGGGAGUAUCACGAACGAGCAAGACAGCAAUGACGAAAAGAGAGGGGUGCUCGAGCCGUCACAAUUCCAAGAUACUAUACUUGUUGAGCCGGCCCGCUACUAUUACCGCAGCAAAUCCCGUCGUCCUAGGAUUCACCGUUAUUUUUUGAAUACCCCGCCGUCGGAAUGGAACAUAACCGAUUUCCUCGAUCAGCAGUCGCAGAGGAAAGACAAGCCUUAUGACCACAAUAAGGCGGUCGGCAGCUGGGCCACAUCGCUCUCACAUCUUUCCAAGGAUGAAGAUCCCGAAAGGGCGUCUUGCGCAAAGCAGAAAUCCGAGAGAUUCUAUCUCAAUAACUGCCGAGGGCAGCUAUCAGAUCGAAUGAUUGCGCAGAACUGGCACGACAGAAUGAGCAAGAACAAGAGGAAGAGGGAGUCGCAGCAGCCUCCGGGGGUGCCGGUGCCCGCGAGGCAGAAGAUCCAGAAUACCUUCAACAUGCAUGGGGCGACAAAUAACGUGCUUGGGGCAGUAACUGCGGGGGUGGUGAACAACGGAUCUGGAGGCCCAAUCCCAGACGCAAACCUGAACCGCGAAUCUCACCCCCUGGGCCCUACUAGUGAGAACGUGGGUGGCUCCAGUCCUUCUAGCACCGCCAGCGACCCGGAAGAAGGCCACGAAAACAUUCACCUCCGGGAAACUCUCCGGAGCCUCGACCAUUUUUACAGCAACAUGGUCGACAAGUUUGCCCUGUCUGACGACCGAUUUCUCGAAGAUAUCCUGUAUAAGCAUGCUAUUGCGCUGGACGAGUUGAGCCCUGCGCACUUCUUCAUUGUCGACGAUGAACUUCUCGAAAGGAUCUUGAAAACACCGGAGGAGAAGCAGGAGGUGUUGCGCGGGGUGGUGCGGUUCCCGUCGUUCCCGAAGAACUUGCGCAAAAGUAUGAUGCGGUACCGGGGCACAAGAACGACUGCUCAGUGUCGGGCUAUUGCGCGGGAUAGUCCCGAUGAUCAGGAUAUCCAAUGGAUUGACGAUGUUUUUAGACAUGUCGUCGAGUUGAUCACAAAUUCGGGUAACAUCCUGUCCUACGACGGCCUCAACGAAGGGGUAUGGGACUCCCUCGUCUACCCUCCCUUGUGGGACAAAUACCUCGCCAGCAUUCACACCAUGGUUCUGCAGCGUAAGGAAAUACCGCUCGUUGCACUUGCGCCAUACGCGUACCUCCCCGGGCGCCCAUCCCACUAUGACGGCGUAGUCCAAUCCCGCGCACUGCGCGGUGGCAAACGGCGCGGCGAUCGCUACGAGUUUGCGGUCUUCGAGGUCACGCGCAGCAGCUCUGACACAAAGAAACUGAGUGCAGACCGCGAGAAGCUGAUUGCAGGGUGCCGAGCUAUGCUUUGCAGUCUGAUGGAGCUGGUCGAGUAUGAUGCGGAGGCUAUUGCGAAGCUCGUGGUUGUGGGUGUGUUACAGGGUGGGCUCGGAACGCGUCUCUUGACAAUGUCGUGUAUCGGCCGGAACGUGUUUUAUCUCCGCGAGGGUGAAUGCCGGUACCUGCCGGUAGAUGUGAAGAAUCUAACAGCGCUGUAUGAUGUUGUUCUUGAUGUCUGGAAGGCAAAAUGGGCGAUUCAGAACACAGAGACGGCGAUUGAGGAGUUUUUUGAGAAGAAACAGUUGCAAGAGGAGGAGGAUAGGGAGAGAAGGUGGUUGGAGGGGGAGAGGGAAAGGGACACGGAGGAGGACGAGGAGGAAGAGGAAGACGGUGUGCAAGGGGAAUGCGGUUAA